Messenger RNA from Ostrinia furnacalis (Asian corn borer), 2063 nucleotides. RefSeq lists its product as uncharacterized. The transcript has 5 exons. The record is from RefSeq and is a predicted model, not a curated record. Bases 637 to 1659 code for a protein of 340 amino acids. NCBI's taxonomy places the organism in Eukaryota, Metazoa, Arthropoda, Insecta, Lepidoptera, Crambidae. Gene Ontology annotation, molecular function: receptor ligand activity; tumor necrosis factor receptor binding. Gene Ontology annotation, cellular component: membrane. Gene Ontology annotation, biological process: immune response.
CCACUUGUUCUUCAAAAUCGGUUUAUUUGUCAACAAAAUGCUGAAUUUGCCAAACUUCAAGUGCCGCCAGACAAUACGAUGAUAAAUCUAUAAGUAAGCCGCAGUACCGUAACCCGUAAGUUGGCGAGCGUCCUCACGACGAAGCAUUGUUGUCAGUAGUUUACUUGCCCGCUGUCGCGGUUAACAUCCGCCAGCCUCGCUGAACGAGCGCCGCGCUUGCAGUUCGAACUUGGCGCGCAAACAGAACCCACUAGCGCGGUCAAGCCGUGCGCGGGCUCGUGAUUGGCAAACGAGGUUGAACGAACGAAAAAAGUUCCCUUGUGUUUUGUCAACUUUCGUUUAUUUUUAUUUACAAACUUGUUUUUGGGGAACAUGGACCUUGUGUGCGCGUAGUAUUUUUAAGUUUAGUGUAAAGUCAAUAGUUUAUUAGUUAAAUGGACAAUGUUAAGUGUGUAAAUACAAAACAAUUUCAGUGUGUGGUGAUUUACUUAACGAGGACCUAUCGGCUACAAUGCGGCCAGUGCGAAGUUUUGAAUAAAAAGCUUCGCAUCCUUUGUUUAGACGAAGACGCCUACGCUACGUUAAUGAACGUAUGAAUCGUAGUACGCUGUACUACGAGCAAUAAAAAUAUUUACAAUGGACGGUGAUAGAAAAAUACACAUCAGCGAAGGUGUUCCAUUGAACUCGACAGGUGCGGCAAACAUUUUUUUGAAUACCGGUAAAAGUACUGCUAAACUAAAUUCACCAGAUGGAACUGUCAUACAUCUAAAAACAGAGAAACCGGCUGACCUCGGCGUACACAUAAACACAACGUUCUCUGUUGCGUCUUCCAAGAAAAUAAGGCUGCUAUUUAUACUAAACUUUUUGUUCAGUAUAAUAUGUAUGAUACUGAGCUGUUCUGUCGCGUUAUACUACUGGAAUGAGAUGAUAUCAAUGAGGAAGCAACUAGACUUGAUAAGGGACCAGUUCCUAUUACAGAGUCUGGGCCCAGAUAAGGGACAAGCCAGCCCCCUGGUGUACCAAAGACCGCUGCAGGCUAGUGAUGUCCGUCACCCCAGGAUGGACAGUUCCAAAGAUGAGGAUAUUUUACCAAACCCAAAGAAGUACUUUGUAGAAAAUUUGGGGGAAGAUAUGCUAUUAGUGGACUCAACCAGAAAAAUCCCCAGGCGGGAAAAUCUUCCAGUCCAUGAUCUGUCUCUUGCUUCCAAAGAGCCAUUAGUAGUCCAUUUCAAUGGUGCAGUCCGAGAAGUCAACAUGGGCACACAAUCGUUCGUCGGGCCGUGGGUUCGCGACAUGGAGAUAUCCUCGAGAAACAGCGAGACCAAAAUAGAACUCAACGACAAUAGUAAUUACGUUACCAUCAAGGAGGAAGGACUGUACCUCGUUUACGCACAGGUAGUGUACUUAACGCAAAGCCCCAACUGUUACUUCCUCUGGGCGCGGCAGAAUGGGCAGGCGCCGCGACUUCUGACCACGUGCGCGAGCGGCGACGACUCGUCGCGGCGGCCGCUCGACAAGUCGCAGAUCUCUUGCGCCGUGCAGACUGUCGCACGACUGUACAAGGGCGACAUAGUCAACGUCGCCCAGAGAGAACAGAACAAAACUCUCUGGCUCAGACCCGGAUACUCUUACUUCGGAUUCAUCAAACUAAGUUCCUAGCGAGGCUGUGAAUAUCAUAAGAAUACAAUCGGAUUAUUUAAGGUUUAAUCCACUGAAAAACGGAUGUAAAAAUGGUGCUAUUUAGAAACGUAAGACGGACAAAGAACUUGGAAGUGAUUGGAGUGCCAUAUGUACGUUAAUCGAUUGCAUACAUCACAUUGCAUUGUAUAGUAAUCGUAUUUAGUCACUUGUUACGUUAAGCCGCGAACAAUGAAUGAUUGUUUAGGAAUUCAAUUUACAUGUUAAUAUAACAUGCUCAAUUUGUUUAUUUGUGUAAUAAUUAGGAAUAUGUGAUCUCUCUAACGUCGGUCGAAGAUUACCCCACAUUUCGCGAUCGUAGACCGUGUUUUGUUUUGUUUUGACAAAGUUUUUUUAUUAAAACCAGCAGAUGAAGCUUUUUUAAC